CCUGGCGUCAUUAAUAUAGUGUUUCAGUGGGUGGGAAGGAAGAGAUUUGAACUUUGAGUCGUGUCUGCAGAGCAGCGACAGCUGAGUGAGCAACAGAGACAGCUCGGAGAAAGUGUUCGGCUGUCUGCCACCUCCACAGCUUCACCCGGAUACUCGCGCUGCACAGUCUCACAUCAUGUCGUUUAUUCUUAUGAAGAAAAAGAGAUUUAAAUUUAAGGUGGACUUCGACUUAGAGGAAUUGUCGUCGGUUCCCAUUGUCAACGGAGUUUUAUUUUGUAAAGUCAGGCUACUGGAUGGAGGUUUUGCUGAAGAGUCCUCCCGGGAGCCCGUCCAAGCCAACUGUGUGCGCUGGAAGAAGAAAUUCUCUUUCAUGUGUAAGAUGAGUGCCAACGCUGGGACGGGUGUGUUAGACCCCUGUGUGUGCCGUGUGUCGGUGCGCAAGGAAUUGAAGGGUGGAAAAACAUAUGCAAAGCUGGGCUUUGCUGACUUGAACCUGUCUGAGUUUGCUGGGUCUGGCAGCACAGUACGACGCUGUCUUCUGGAGGGAUAUGACACAAAGAACACCAGACAGGAUAACUCAAUUCUCAAGGUUGUCAUCACCACACAGCUUAUGUCUGGAGAUCCCUGUUUUAAAACUCCCCCAUCUACAGCCAUGACUCUGGGGAUCCCACAGGCAAAUGCAGAGUGUCUACUUGAGGGGAGGAAAGGAGGAGACAUGCACAUAUCACACUCAGUCUCUGGGACUCCAGGAAAGUCUGUAUCAGUGCCAGAGGAGCUGGUAACGUUUGGUCACUCUCGAACACCCAGCCAUGCAAGUCAGCUGUCAAAAAUUUCAGGUUACAGCUCAAACAACUCCAGUUUAACAGAUCUGAGCCAUCGGCGGAGCGGGUCAGGAGGUUCUGCCUCUACAGGCAUCGGCAGCAUCCUUGAACACAGUGAUCAGCAGGUGGAGAAAGGAGAGAAGGAGAAUAAGACUACUCCUCCAGUCUCUGCAACUUAUCAUCAUACAUUUGAUAGCCCUGCAAUACAUUUAAAGGCUCAAAGACACCCAGUCAAGCAGAACUCUGUGGAGAAUCAGCUGAAAAGAGUCGAUGCGACCAGAGUGGAUGCAGAUGAUAUAAUUGAGAAAAUCCUCCAGAGCCAGGAUUUCAGUCAUGGAUUCUUGGACUCCAGUGCAGAGGAGGAGGGGCUCAGCUUGUUUGUUGGUCCUGGAGGAAGUACAGCUUUGGGAAGCCAGCACAUGAGGGUCGCAAUUGGAGCCUUUGAGCAGGUGGUCAUCAAGCGCUAGGCUUUGGAAAGCAUGUGUCCCCACAAAGGGUGCUGUAUUAUUCUGAUGCAGAGGCCACAGGACUGAACAGUGGAUUUACCAUCAGAACUUGCACCAUCUCAUUCCAAGGGAGAUCUAAUUUCUCUUAUGCAAUCGCUCUCCAGCUGAUUUGCAGCUUAGUCAGGACAGCCCCCUAGUGUUCAGGAAGUGAAGCUGAAGGCCACGUUAUUGAAACGUUUUGUGGACUGAGAUAACUGGUGCACUGAUCUUCUUGUCCUCGUGUGCUCUUUGGGGAAAAAAAAAAUAAGACAUUUCUUCAACAAAGGUAAACUUUUGACAUCUGUGAAAAGGAUUUUAUCUAAAUGUAGACUCCAGACAAUUGCACACCUCUCUCCCUAUGUAAACUCAAAGUAUUAUAAAACUGACAAUGGUAAUAGUAGGUAGGUUGGUUGGUUAUUUAUUGUGGUUAUAGUAAGAUUCUAUUUUAAUAAUUCAUGCUCAAUACAAAUGAACACCUUUCUUCAUCUGGUUGUGACAAAGAGUUACAACAUUGAAAAUAUUGACAUUAAUAGAAUUAAUUGUGUGUGGAUGUUAAGUUAAUCAUAAUAAUAAAUAUAUGUAUAUUUUUUUUUACUCACAAAUUUGUUUUACCAAAUUUAAGAUGUACAAUGCUUAAUGUAUAUUUUGCUGCCAAAUAUACGUCUUUGUACAUCAUCUGUAUCAGUAUGUCAUUCUGACAACCCACUGGUUAUCAUCUGAUGAUGAUGAUGAUCUGAUGAUGAUAACCACAUGCACAUAUCUGUUUAUAGAGAUUAACUGUAUAUACACUUAGUCAGUUUGUUGACAGUUUCCUGCAUUUAUUGCCAACUUUUUUUUUAAAUAAAAACUUUAAUUCU
Messenger RNA from Oreochromis aureus, 2163 nucleotides. Its product is annotated as protein FAM102B-like. The record is from RefSeq and is a predicted model, not a curated record. The coding region runs from base 176 to 1288 and encodes 370 amino acids. Lineage: Eukaryota; Metazoa; Chordata; Actinopteri; Cichliformes; Cichlidae. The transcript has 11 exons.